Messenger RNA from Suncus etruscus (white-toothed pygmy shrew), 4030 nucleotides. It is a transcript of the gene TIA1, whose product is annotated as TIA1 cytotoxic granule associated RNA binding protein. The transcript is spliced from 13 exons. The record is from RefSeq and is a predicted model, not a curated record. The coding region runs from base 232 to 1389 and encodes 385 amino acids. NCBI's taxonomy places the organism in Eukaryota, Metazoa, Chordata, Mammalia, Eulipotyphla, Soricidae. Gene Ontology annotation, molecular function: mRNA binding.
UCGGGGCUUCAUUGUUCCUGGGGCCGGGGUUGGGGCCGGGGCUGGGACCGUUUCAUGUCAUUAAGUCAAAAAAAAAAAAAAAUCAAAACAAAAAAAGAAACCUGGUCAGCCGAGCCGAGCUGCUCGCCCCGUCUCUCCCGCGGCGGCCAUUAGCCGUGCAGACGCGUUGGGGAAGGUAGCGAAGGGGAAGGAAGGAAGGGAGCUGGACCCGGAGGCGCCGCCGCCACAGCCAUGGAGGACGAGAUGCCCAAGACUCUAUAUGUUGGUAACCUUUCCAGAGAUGUGACGGAAGCUCUGAUUCUCCAGCUCUUUAGCCAGAUUGGACCUUGUAAAAACUGCAAGAUGAUUAUGGAUACAGCUGGAAAUGAUCCAUAUUGUUUUGUGGAAUUUUAUGAGCAUCGUCAUGCUGCUGCAGCUCUAGCUGCUAUGAAUGGGCGGAAGAUAAUGGGUAAGGAAGUCAAAGUGAAUUGGGCAACAACCCCCAGCAGUCAAAAGAAAGAUACAAGCAGUAGUACCGUUGUCAGCACACAGCGUUCACAAGAUCAUUUCCAUGUCUUUGUUGGUGAUCUCAGUCCAGAAAUUACAACUGAAGAUAUAAAAGCUGCUUUUGCACCAUUUGGAAGAAUAUCAGAUGCCCGUGUGGUAAAAGACAUGGCAACAGGAAAGUCUAAGGGAUAUGGCUUUGUCUCCUUUUUCAACAAAUGGGAUGCUGAAAACGCCAUUCAACAGAUGGGUGGCCAGUGGCUUGGUGGAAGACAAAUCAGAACUAAUUGGGCAACCCGAAAGCCUCCAGCUCCAAAGAGUACAUAUGAGUCAAACACUAAACAGUUAUCCUACGAUGAGGUUGUUAAUCAGUCGAGUCCAAGCAACUGCACUGUGUACUGCGGAGGAGUCACUUCCGGGCUAACAGAACAACUAAUGCGGCAGACUUUUUCACCAUUUGGACAAAUAAUGGAAAUUCGAGUCUUCCCAGAUAAAGGAUAUUCAUUUGUUCGGUUUAAUUCCCAUGAAAGUGCAGCACAUGCAAUUGUUUCUGUUAAUGGAACUACCAUUGAAGGGCAUGUUGUGAAGUGCUAUUGGGGCAAAGAAACGCUUGAUAUGAUAAAUCCUGUGCAACAGAAUCAAAUUGGAUAUCCACAAGCAUAUGGCCAGUGGGGUCAGUGGUAUGGAAAUGCACAACAAAUUGGCCAGUAUAUGCCUAAUGGUUGGCAAGUACCUGCAUAUGGAAUGUACGGACAGGCAUGGAACCAGCAAGGAUUUAAUCAGACGCAGUCUUCCGCACCAUGGAUGGGACCAAACUACGGAGUUCAGCCUCCUCCGGGACAGAACGGUAGCAUGUUGCCUAAUCAGCCUGCAGGCUAUCGGGUGGCAGGAUAUGAAACACAGUGAACAAGGACUACCGAUUCUUUAAGCCAGUGACUUGAGGCUGCCGGGAGUGUAGUAAAACCAAGAGGUUGUUUACUUAAAGAUUCAUCCAAUCAGUCAGCGCAAAUGUCAGAUACAAUGUAUUUAUUUAAAAUAUUUCAUUUUCUAAUCAUGAAAUUACUCAUCAUCCACAUUGUUUAAAAAAGAAACAAGAUGCUGGAUGUCUGCCAAUUUUUGCCUUCAUUACCUUUUUUGAUAAAGUUUCUCAGAUCCUUGUUUCAAAUACAAAUGCAGGGAUUGCUGCCACUUUUUUAAUUAAGAGGCAGAAAAUUGCACAAUGUUGAACUUUUUUCCACUAAAGUAGUGUGCAGUUCUUAGUUUGCAUUCCUGAUGAUUUAAAAUAUGUAAUAUAAAUAUGUAAAAAAAAGAGGAGAAAAGAAGAGAAAAACCAAAACUGUGCAGAGUAUAGAAGUUCUUUGUAAUCUUCAGCUUGUGCACAAUUCUGUUUUAGGUUUUGUGUGUUUUUUUUUUUUUAAGGCAUUGUUUAAACUGUUCCAUCUCCACUGUAUUCCUUUUGGGGCUUUUAAAUCUAAAUUAUUAGUUUACAUCAUUUUUGUAUCUUCAUUUUUUCCACAAAUUUGUCUUGCCUUAUUAGAAUUCUGUAAAAUAUACUUAAAAUGGGAAAAAUGAUGUUCACGUAGAUGGAAAACUUUUCUAGAUGGAUUGAUAAUAGCAUUUAUCUUGUGUUUUAUAUGAGAAGGUGCCUCAAGAAUUCUCUGUUGGAUUUGUUUUAAAGGAUUUUUAUCUUCUGUGACAAACUUUGCUGUGUACCAGGAAACAUAAAAUCAAAAACUUGUUGCUAAAGAAAAUCUCUGAAAUGUGAUAAGUUCUUUUGAACCCAUGUCAAUGUCAUGUGUCAACUUCAACAUUUACAUGUUUUGUUUCAUUAUGUAAAAGGUUUUAGCAAUUAUGAUUUUGUACAGUUAUCAAGCUGUCAUUUCCUUAAAGGCAUCAUGCAGUUGACAGAUUUAUAAAGUUUUGUUUGCAUGUGAAUAUCAAAUACAUACUUUGAUAGUCUUUGAAUACAAAGUCAUCAACUCUUGUUUUUCAAGAUUUUGAGACACAAAGUUGUAUGUAAUGAAUAUAUUAAUUUACCAUUUUCUAGUUAUAUUUACUCAAAGUGAGUAAAUCAUCUUAAUUGUAAUAUGUACAAAAAUGAUAGCUGUGAAACUGUAGAAUAUUCUGAUAUUAGGCUUGGGGUUUGUUGUGAACUCCUAAAUUAGCCUGAAGGACCAGCCGGGCAAAGCAUUUUUCAAAUGUUCAGAGGCCAAAAUAUAAGCAAACAAACAAACAAAAAAACCCUUAAAAUCCUACCUCCGUAAACAGCCUUCAAAGAAGAGAAUCCUCAGUGCAAUCAUUAUUUUGAUCUUUUUUGGUACCUAUUUUCCUGGAGUUCCCAAUUUUAUUAUUUUGGGGUCCUCCGAGCAUUAAGAGGUUUAAUCUUUGAUGGCAUUGUUCUAGUUUUGAAAUUUCUAGUACAAUUCAGUCUCUUAGAAUAAUUGUGGGAGAUUUUGUUGUGUUUGUUUUGUUUUUGUUUUCAGAAAAGUGAAGGUCACAAACUUCUUCCCUGACUUACAAAGGGGGAAGGGUCAGUCCCCUGUGUACAUAUUUGGAUGGCUGAUUGUUUUUAAGACCUCAGAGAGCUCCUCGAAUUUUAAAAGGCUCGUGAGAUCUUGGAAUUUCCUGGCCUUUAUCUUCCAAGUAGGAGCAGUUGACCCUAAACUGGUCUCAAAGCCAAUACUCUUAUAAACCAGAGCCCAGGAAAGAUAGCUCACACACACACAGUUCUCUGGAGCUCACUCACUUCUAUGCAUUUGUACUGAUGUUUCAUUAAGUCACUGUGUAUUUUCAAGUAUUGACACAUUAAAAAUUACUUUAUGGAAGAGGAGUAAAUUUUUUAAAUACUGGGAAAUUUUAUUUUCUGCUCUAUAUAGAUCAGGGCAUGCAACCCAAAGCAGUUUAAAUUAGAUACUCAAAAAAUAUCAGGAAGCUAUUUUUAGUUUCUUCUGACUUAUGUUUCUUUUUCUAGGACCCUCAUUUUAAAAAAUAUGUCUGUCUAUCCACCUGUGCUUGCAGGGAAAAUUAUUUUUGCAUAAGUAAUUUCAGCAAAAAUACAGUUUUUCUUUCAUUUUGACUAUCUCACUUUUUAUUAAGCCAGUAUAUUUUCUUAUUGCACAAAUAUACGCUGACUACUUUUUGAGGAAAAAAAAGUGGUAUGCAUGAUGAAUAGGUUACUACUGAACAAAGUCACAUUUCAGGAACAUUGCUAAAUCUGGUUUAAAUUUUUACUUAGUGUAAACAGAUCAUUUGAAGAUUUUUAUUUCAGUCUAACAGUACUUAGUAUUCCAUCAAGGGAAUUAAAAUUUUAAACAGAGUUUUAUUCUCUGCAGUGUGCAUUCAGAUUUUAUUUUUGAAUACAUCUGGUACUGUACUGAACCUCAAAUUAGUCACACUUAAUGGGUCCUUAAUCCAGUAUUCUUUGCCCUGACUUUGGAUAUUAAAGUUCUUCUAUGUUUUCUAUAAUCUGUGGGAUCUCCUUGCAGUGAUUAUUGUGUGUGAGAGAUCUUUUCUUUUUUGUCCUAGCCAUAUUGUUAUAUUAGAUUUU